Molecule: messenger RNA, 2222 nt
Organism: Gryllus bimaculatus (two-spotted cricket)
Lineage: Eukaryota; Metazoa; Arthropoda; Insecta; Orthoptera; Gryllidae
Source: the annotation of a GenBank genome assembly
AUGCGCGGACGCCCGCGCGUAGGUGUCGCGCAAAACCGAUGUGCGGCUAGCCUCGACGAGAAGCCUAAGCGCGGCGCGGCGUGCUGCGGCUGCACGCUAAGCCUUGCUGCGCCGAGCCUGAGCAGAGCAGAGCGUGGGUGGAGGCAGCGCGGGGCGUGGGGCGGGUCUCACCCAGACGGAAGAGUUGGCAGCCGCCGCUGCGACCGCGUGCCGGACGGGAAUAACCGUAAAUCGGGCGCCUGGCUCACCGGUGGUGGCGGCGGUGGCGGCGGCGGCCGCCUACAGGUCUGUGCCUGGGCGUGGGGUUCGUCUGUGUCUGGACCUGGGCGCUGGGUUGUCUUGUGUCUGUGCCUGGUGUGGUUUGUUCUGUGUCCUGUGCCUGUGUGUGGGUUGUCUGUGUCUGGCUGGGGUGUGGGUUGUGUGUCCCUGGUGCCACCUUGGGUGUGGCGCUUGUCUGUUGUUCUGUGCUGGGUGUGGUUGUCUGUGUCUGUGCCUGGAUCCGUUGAAUAUCGGCAUUCAUUUUCCCCGAGAAGCCAAAACAUCAAAAUCGUCGCCAUGUGUCUAGUCACGAACUGUUGCUGCUGCAUCAGUUUACGCAUAGGUUGCAAGAUCAUCGCAAUUUUGUUUUUGGCGCACACCAUUUUCGAAGUGGUGGAUUACUCGAUCGGAGCGGCCAACGCGGAUGACAACUACGUCACGUAUGACGCGCCGAACGGCACCGUGGUCACGGAGAAGCUGUCCUCGAAAGCGACGAACGUUGGCGUGAACGUGGCGUUGGCCGUCUUGUCCGUGAUAAAGGUUGCCACGGUGUGCUUCCUCCUGUGCGGCGCCUGUAGAGAGAGCGCGUUCCUUAUCAGACUGUUUCUGCUGACGUUCCCCAUCUUGGGGUGCAUCAUACUCCUGUUUACCUUGGUGUUGGCAAUCCUGAAUUUCGCCGGCUACCACAUUGUGGUCGGCGGGCGGUCGGUGGUGGCCGUGACUCACGGCAGUGUGGUUAUGGGUGUGAUCUUUUCUGAUCGUUUGCAUCGGGGCUGUUCAAGGAGAAGGGCGUCGAGGCAGCCCUUUAACGGCAGGGCUCUGCGCUGCAGCAGGCGCCGCGAGGGCGGGGCAGGCUGGCUUGGCCCCGUGCCGUGGUUUCGCUGGCCGCAGCCGGGCCGCCGCCGGGCAGGGCGGGCAUCGAUCGGCGGCUUGCCACCCUCCAAGCCCUCGCAGCCCCACCAAGCAGCGUCCGUUGACCGCGCCCGCUCCUCACGCGCCCAGGCGCUGCUUCCUCAGCCUCCCCUCCCCUCCGCCGCCCCUGCCCGCCCUCCCGCCCGCGCGCCUCGCCGCGCCCCUAGCCCCGCCCCGCCCGCGCCCGCGCCCGCCCCGCCACAGCACGCGCCACAGCACGCGCCAGACCUGCUACCUCACCUCACCCUCCGCUGCCGCUGGCCGCGCGCCAACAGCGCGCCAGAACGCUGCUACCUCACACUCACCUGCACCUCACCUGCACCUCACCGGCGCCGCCCCGGCGCCCGCGCCGCCCCGCCACAGCACCCGCCGACCUGCUACCUCACCUCACCGCCCGCCCGGCGCACAGCCGGCCCCGCCCGGCCCUGCGCACAGCGUCCGACCAGCCCGCGCCACAAGCACCUCCGGCGCCUGCUUCCUCCACGCCCCGGCUUAUCACCGGCGCCCGCCCUCGCCAGCCCCGCUCCGCCUGGCCUCGCUCUCCCGCCGUCACACCGAAUCAAUUCAACCCCCGCCCCAAUUCGCUCCUCCCCCGCCCACCCUGCGUUUCCUCCGCCGCCCACGCCCACACCUCCACAUUUCACCAACCUAACUCCGCCUGACUCGAGCGCCCCACCAACUACGACCAGUUUGUUUUCGCUGCGGCAGCCUAAACUGGGAAAGCACGGGAAAUUUUCUCCUCCAGAACCACCAGAAUUUUUACAAAUUGUGAAAUUGCCGUUCCACUGUACAGUUAAGUCCGUAGAUGCUAAAUUAAAUCUACAGCGGGCGUGCGUGGUGCGAGGCGUGAACGUGACAAGAGGGCAGCGAGCAGCGGCCGGCGGCGGAGCAGGAAGAGCGCACCCCCCCUCCCCCUCCAUCCUCCAAAGAGAGCGAGAGCGAGAGAUCGCGUGAGCGCCAGAGACGAUGUCCGGGGUGCAGCUGCUGGCCCGCGCGGGGCGUCCGCCCCCGCGCACCCUGCACCGCCUGCACCGCGCCGCCGGCGCCACGGC